Messenger RNA from Adelges cooleyi (spruce gall adelgid), 1530 nucleotides. RefSeq names its product enhancer of mRNA-decapping protein 4-like. The coding region runs from base 1 to 1530 and encodes 509 amino acids. Gene Ontology annotation, biological process: deadenylation-independent decapping of nuclear-transcribed mRNA. The transcript is spliced from 11 exons. The record is from RefSeq and is a predicted model, not a curated record. Gene Ontology annotation, cellular component: P-body. NCBI's taxonomy places the organism in Eukaryota, Metazoa, Arthropoda, Insecta, Hemiptera, Adelgidae.
AUGGAGAAUACAGUACAGUUACGCAACGUUCAAAAAAAUAAAAACGAUCCGAAUGGUAAUGAUGCGAAAUCACGCGGUUCACAGUUGAAUAAUUCAAAACCGCCUGAAGAAAAACCUCAAAACCAAGGUACAGAAUCCGGUCGGACAAAAAUCAGGAAAAAAAAAUCAAAAAUCAAUCAAAAGGAGGUCCAGGGUUCGGUGGAAGAAAAGACAAAAACAAAGGGUUCCGAUGUUGAUCUUAGCGCAAGUACUGUUAAGUGUAUUGAGAAGAAUAAAAUAUCGAAUAAAAUAAAUAAAUCAGAUCAGCCUGCCGCUAACAUUACUCCGUCACAAGACAAGGUGCGCAAAUCGGAUACGGGUCAAGUUCAGAAUCCAAAAAAUCGUUCGUCUAUCGUCAAAGCUACACGGCUUGACGUGCCAUCGGUGGUACCAGCAGCUGCAGCAAACGACGAGCAGGACGGGUCAGGUAAUUAUUCUACUAACGUGGAAACAGAAGUCGGUCCUGUGAUGGACACCGAGUGUACUCCGUUAUGUCCUGCCAGAAAAAUAGAGCCAGUGAAAACCCAAAAGCUGACAAGACAAUUGAAAAGAAUGCACAUCCGCAUACGACAAAUGAACGAAAAACUGAAAGCGGUAACGAAAAAACAAAAGAAAAUCGAAAGGCGAAUGAAAUCCUACGAAACGACCCAGAACGAUCCCGAGAUGAUUGUGUCUGAAGUGUGCCGACUUAUAGAACCCACCCUAAAGACAAUGGUGUAUAGAACAACCGACGAAGCGUACACGGAUUUCGAAACGACGUUUAUACAGAAAUUGACCGUGAUGCAAAACACGUUUACUGGAAUCGACUCGAAACACAUUUCCGAGAUGGUAUUUGCAUUUGUCUGCGAAUGUUCCACUAUUAAUUUGGAUAAUGAAACGUUAUCCACAACGUUGAGUCAGCCAUUGCCGAAAGUAUAUUCUAUGGGAGUGGUAUUAGACGAAUUAUUCAGAACUACAGUCGUUCCGAAAAUCAAACAAGCCUUCUGGUUUAUGUUUGAAAAAAUGCAAAAAGUGAUGGACGAUAUACGUUCAGAUUGCUCGCUUCAAGAUGACGAAGUGCACGUGAAGAGGUCAAAAUUUGUAAAUUAUGCUAAAAAGUUUUUGGAAGGAGGAAACUUUGUUGAAGCCUUGGAAAUGGCGUUGGUGACAAUUGAUUUGAAGUUGGUACUUUAUGUAUGCGAACAUAUUACAAUUCCCCCGCAAGAUCUGUUCCAAUUUGCUUCAAUACAAACACGCGUUUUAUUGCCAUUGAUGCAGCAGUUAUCUUGUGAUUUGAAAAUGAACACAGAAUUGAAGUACAAGUAUUUAGAAGCUGCUGUUAAAAAUUUUGACCCCAAGAAUUUCAGUUACAAGAAAAACCUCAAGUCAAUCCUAAACAAUAUAGAUAACGACAUAGAAUACUUUUUGAUUCAAGAGCCACGCAACCCGUAUUGUUGUAAGAUAGAAACGCUGCAACUAGAACUUAAGAAAAAAAUACAUUUACUAAAUUAG